Messenger RNA from Phodopus roborovskii (desert hamster), 822 nucleotides. RefSeq lists its product as uncharacterized. The record is from RefSeq and is a predicted model, not a curated record. NCBI's taxonomy places the organism in Eukaryota, Metazoa, Chordata, Mammalia, Rodentia, Cricetidae. The transcript has a single exon. Bases 1 to 822 code for a protein of 273 amino acids.
AUGGGGAAACACACUGGGGCCGAGUCUUCAAGACCCAUAAGUCCUCGCCCCGGGUCUGGUCGCUUAGGGGUCAGCGGCGGGAGAGCACAGCAUCUGGAAGGGAAGGGCCAGGAAAUCCGUAGAGCGGCGGGAGCGUCUCGGCAGGGCUUCCCAGGGCUUUCCCGGCGGCGAGCUAGCGCCGGCCCCGGGGCUAAGGACCCGUUGCGGGGCGCAGCCGUGUGGAAGCCACGCCGAGAGGCAGGGGGGUGUGGAGCCCGGGCCGAGGCGGCGCGGGAGCCGAGGGAGGAUCCCGGCGGGCGAGGUGUGGGCGGCGCCCGAUCGCCCGCGCCCCGGCCGCGCCCUGGGCACCGGGGGCGCUGUCGCCUGUCGAACGCACAGCUCCGGCGGCGGCGGCGCGAGGCCGAGCCUGGCGUUCCCCGGGGGUGCCCGGCCAGCAGCGCAGUCCGGGCCGCCCACCCCGGGAGCCGCGAUUGCCUGGGAGCCGCGGAGACACAGAAGAGAGAGGAGAGAGAGAGAGAUUGGAGGCGGCGGCUCAGCCCGCGGGUGCGCGGGGCGCGGGAGGCGGAGCGCAGGGCUGGGUGGCCGCCGGCGAGUGUGCUCGCCCGGCCGGAGAGCUGCGGGGCGGAGGACCGGCACCCGGAGCGCCCGCCUGGCCUCCGGCGCGCGGCUGGCUGCGCCGCUGCUGCACAGACACACACCCACCGAGAGCCACCGAGCGCCACCGAGCCCCCGCCGCCCCCGCCCGCCGCCCGCCGCCGCGCCUCGGGCUGCGGGAUCCAGAGCCAAGUCCCGGGCUGGCGCGGAGCGCAGAGCACCGCUUGA